ACGUUAUUGGGUGAUUUGUGUGCAUCGACGUCGUGCCUUUUAGAAUAUGGUUCGACAUAAUAAUGUAGUUCCCAACGGUCACUUUCACAAAGACUGGCAAAGAAGAGUAAAAACAUGGUUCAAUCAACCUAUGAGAAAGAAGAGAAGAAGAUUAGCACGUCAGAAAAAGGCAGCACGUUUAGCUCCUCGUCCAGCUAAAGGUCCCUUGAGACCCAUUGUGCAUUGUCCCACUGUGAAAUAUAAUAUGAACGUAAGACUUGGAAGAGGUUUUACUUUGGAAGAGUUGAAAGAGGCCAAGAUCAAUCCACAAUUUGCUAGAACGAUUGGUAUUAGUGUUGACCGUAGAAGAAAGAAUCGUUCAGUAGAGUCUCUUCAGACCAACGUUCAACGCUUGAAAGAAUACUUGUCGAGACUAAUCUUAUUCCCCAGAAGACACGGCAAGCCAAAGAGUGGUGACAGUGAUCCUUCAGAACUUGCCAUGGCAAAACAAGUCUUUGGAGAUGUAUUGCCUAUUCAAUCCACUACUUCGACAAGUGUAGAAACUCGGACAGUAACAGAAGAAGAACGCUCAAAGAGUGCCUAUCAGACUUUGAGAGUUGCCAGAAAACAAGCCAAAAAUAUUGGAAAACAGAAGAAGAAAGAAAAAGAACAAGCAGAAGAAACUUCAAAAGAAUAAACUGAAUAUUUGUUGUUUUAUCAACAGUUGGAAAACUCUUG
Messenger RNA from Galdieria sulphuraria, 717 nucleotides. Its product is annotated as 60S ribosomal protein L13e. The transcript has 2 exons. Gene Ontology annotation, molecular function: structural constituent of ribosome; RNA binding. Gene Ontology annotation, cellular component: cytosolic large ribosomal subunit; ribosome. NCBI's taxonomy places the organism in Eukaryota, Rhodophyta, Bangiophyceae, Galdieriales, Galdieriaceae. Gene Ontology annotation, biological process: translation. The record is from RefSeq and is a predicted model, not a curated record. The coding region runs from base 47 to 676 and encodes 209 amino acids.